ACAGUAUCAACUUUUUUUCAAAGAUGCCAAAUAAGGGUAGAGUGAUGUCACGUGAUUCAAGAUGGCGGCGCCCAGCGAAAAGUUUUCGGUUUGCUGAACGCCCAACGUCAAAACCGAUGUACUUUGAACACAAGACCACUGCACCUGAAAUUGGUUCAAAGUCAAAAUGGUUUAUACCCAGGAAAUAGCCGUACUCCACUCAGCAUUCGUUCUAGCUGAGCAGCAAAGUCCGACCCCUCUUCAUGACCUUGACAGACCCAGCGCCAAGGUCACGGCUUCACAACUCCUGUCAGCCUGUGAAGAAAUCGUGAGCGGACUCGAAACCAACCACAAGCAGUUCCAACAAGAGCACUGGAGUUACAAGUUAACUGCAAUCCUGCUGGAGAAGGUCUUGGAUGGACAGCAAGCCAAACAAGGCAGCUAUUUGUACCCCAUUUGUUCCAUCUUACCGAGAAUUUCUAAAGCUUUGUUUUUCGAACUCCUCAAAGCUCUGAAGUGGGGGAAGUGGCUUUCACAGUGUCUGAUGCAAAUACCAACUUUAGUGGCCACCUCUCUCCUAAAGGACCUAUCUACACAUGUACAGCUGGGUCCUGAUGACUCAGACUCAUCUCUUCUGGCAUCCAUCUGUCAAUCAUUGUUAACACCAUCAAUUCUAGACCAAUCACCAUCCACCCAGCAAGGUGUCCACCAAUCAGAAGAGACCAUUUCACCUGAGAGGGAGCAAACAGAAGCAGUGUUGAUUACAACAUUAUUCCAAGAACUACACAGUCUCAUACCCUUAUUUGGUAAAGAAGAACAGAGGCUGAAACUUGUUUCAUCAUGCCUCCUGUAUGUAUGUAAAAAACUGAAGAAAAAGAAACCCACAGAACUUAGUAUUUGCAAUGGGAACAUUACACGACAAAUACCCUCCAAGUGUGAACAACUGAGAAAGACUCUUCCCACAGAUAUGCAGUUUCUAACCGAUAGAAAGAAUCUAAAAAAGUUGGCCACAAGAAUAGACAAGAUGCAAGCAAAAGACUUGCAAACAGAUUGCGCUAAAGAUAUUGAUGGAGUAACCAAUACAGGAUCCUGUGUGCCAUUGUUGGUAGAGUUUUUGCACAAAGUUUUAACCAAGCAUCACUGGCUGGACAAUCUGGACUUAGGCAUCGCUGAUUCAGAGCUUGCACAAGUGGCCAUCAUGCAAUCAACGGUCGAUUGUUUGCUUUCUAUUUGCGAACGAGACACCAAGGACUCAAGAACAACAGGACUGUACACCUUUGUUAGAGAGGUAUGUGCCGUGCUGCAACUAUGUGCUGGGAGGUGGAAGAAAAGCAUGCCCUUGGACACUACCUUGGAAACAGUUGCCACGGCAAUAAGGGAUGAAAAGGGUGGAAUCCAAAUCCAAACUGCUGUUCAGAAAAUGAAUGAGAAGCUGGAUGGAUACGAAGACUGCCUUGACUGGAUGCUGAACAACAGUGAGGAGUUAUACAAGGAUCCAAGGUGGAUAGAGGCCUUGGAGAGAAACGUAGACAUCUUGGGAACUUCCAGGAUUGUUCUAUCCAUAGCAGAAAUCAUCCAUACAUUGAGAGUAAAACAUCCACAAGAUGCAGUGGUGCCAGAGGUUCUAAGGAGACUCAGAAAGGUGCUGACAGCUGCAUACACCCAGCUGCCCUUGAGGUCCCAGGAUGCAGUUCUGCGGCAGGUGCUGACGGCGUACAGACCAGGUCUGCUGUGCUCCGGACCGUUCCAGGAAGGGAUAGACGAUGACGUCAUCACGGCGUUCAACAGGAUGGUACUGUCAGGGGAGGGUCAGGAUGGGGUGGAGGUAUUCAGCACCAUGUGUGGAGUGGCCCUACAGGCACCCCUGCUGUUGCUGUUGCAGGUGUUGCCUGCCUUGUGCACCUGGCGACCAGACCCAGACUCCUCUACCCUACUCUGUACCACCCUGCACGAUGCCGCAGGUGACCUCCAUCCCAACACUCGAGAAGAAAACAACUUUGUCAACUUUGUGGAGAACCUGCUUCGGCCGUACAAGCCGCCGUUUGAUUUGACUUGCCCGUUCCUCUACACACCGCUCCUGUCGGCACCAGACUUCGCGCCCCUCGCAGUAUUCCCGUACAUCUACCAACACUACGGUCAGGAGCAACAUGUUCCCCCCACAACUGCACUGAAGCUACUACAAGUUGUCUUACAGGACCAAGGCAGCGACAACCACUGGCUGCAGCCCCAGCAGGUGUUUCCCAUCAUCCUUUGCCUGUGCCAGUUGCUGGAUGACACCAGUGCAUUGUGGGAGGAAGUUGACGGUGAUGAGUCCAUCAGCAGGACAGCACAGAUCAGGACUCUGACUCUGACAGCGCUGAAGAAAAUACAGCACAUCUUGCUUGAGCUGUUGUCAUCUGAAUCAUCAAAGUAUGAAAAGCUGAUAGCCUGGUUACACAAAAAGCUACAGUUGCUAGAUUGGACAUGCAGGCUCCAUGUGUUCCCAUUGCUACAGCUGGGGUUGCCACAGCUGAAAAAGGAAGCACCAGACGUUAUGUUUACUAUCUGCAACCUUCCCAAAACAGACUGGCUUCCAUUGUCAGACACUCUGUAUGCUCCAGGUACAGGACUGGUGGCCAUGUUGGAGUGUUGUCGCAUAUCUGCAGAGAUGGCUCAGCUCAUGACCGAGACUGUGACUGUUGAUGUUGAAGAUGCCUCCCAACUUGUGCUGUUCCAGAAAGGUUUGACCGUGGCUCUUACCCAGGUCCUCCCCCAGUGUGUGUGGCAGGAGUGGUGCCAUGUCAUACAGGCACUACAGCAGCUCAUCAGGGACGGACUGGUGGUCCUUCCUGGUCAGCAGGGGAAACACUUCCAGGGCUUAGAAGAUGCUCUACAAGUGGAACUCAGCACCUCCCAGCAACUGUCAGAGGUACUGCAGCUGAUGGCCAGUCCCUGGACUGAGACAUGGGUGACUCCAAGUGUCUGGGUACAUGUGGUCAAGAACUAUGUAGCCACUAUUCAGGAACUGCAGCAGUCAGUUAUCCAAUCAGACAGCCCACCUGAGGCACAGCUGCCCUUGAUUGGCCAGCUCUUCUGCCACUGCUGUUCAGUCAUAACUGUUGCACCUGGUGAGGUCUGUCAGCAGCUUUUUGUAUUGGCCCUGGACAUGCUGACAAUGUGUCAAUCACUUUCCACAUCAGCCAAUGAGGAGGUGGCACUGAGAGAGAAGGAGGUGCUCAGAGAAGAGAUAGCUGGGUUGGAGCUCUAUGGAGGACUCAAGAGGACACUGCAACUGAAACUUGAUGGAAUUGGACAGAUAUAAAUGUCAUUUGGCAUAGGAAGAUUUAUUUAUUUGUUUAUUUGAACUUUUGUUUAUGCAUGAGAAGCUCAAAGUCACAGCUUUUCAUUGAGGUCAUGAGGGAAGAGGGAAGGGUCAAAACAGAUUAUAUC
Messenger RNA from Branchiostoma floridae (Florida lancelet), 3408 nucleotides. Its product is annotated as gem-associated protein 4-like. The record is from RefSeq and is a predicted model, not a curated record. Gene Ontology annotation, biological process: rRNA processing; spliceosomal snRNP assembly. Gene Ontology annotation, cellular component: SMN complex. The coding region runs from base 167 to 3280 and encodes 1037 amino acids. The transcript has 19 exons. NCBI's taxonomy places the organism in Eukaryota, Metazoa, Chordata, Leptocardii, Amphioxiformes, Branchiostomatidae.